AUGUCUUUCUUCGGCUUCGGCACCCCCUCCAAGCCCCCGCCUGCGCCGUCGGCCACCCCGGGCACGCCAGCGACCCCGCCCGCUGCCGAGCGCGACUUGGGCGACCUCGCCCAGAUACUCGGCGACGACGCCGCGCUGCAAGAGGCGGCGUCGGCAGUGGCGGCGCAGCCGGCGGCGAUCAGCGCGAGCGUGCUCGCUGCGGAGCAACUGGCACUGGUAACGCGCCUGCAGGCGCUCUCCCACCGCCGCCUCAUCCGGCAGCACGCCCGCGCUGCAGCCGCAAGCUUCGGCGGUGCGAGCAGCUCUGGCAGAGACGGUGGGCCUGAGGCCGCCCUCGAUGCGUGCCACGUCCGCGGUGCAUCUCCCGCCGACGGCGUCGUCGAGGAGGGCGGCGGCGGCGGCGUGGAGCGAGUGCGCGCCACCCUCGCCGGCGCAGGCGCCGCCUCGCUGUACGUCCGCUUCUCCCUCGCCCGUGACCCGGAACGAGGCACGGCCGACCUCGAGCUCCAGCUGCAGCAGAUCGCGCCGGUCAGCCGCGCCUCUCGCUGCGCUGGUCGGCCCCGCGACUCCGGGUCGCCGCCGUGGACGGUGCUCGACGACUCGCUCCGCGCGAAGCUCGACGAGGUGCAAGAGCUGCUCGGCUUGCCCCCACCGGUCUGGGGCCCCGCCGCCGUGCUCGGCUUGCUGCUGUCGGCAUGCGCCGGCCUGCCCGGCUGCGAUCCGGCAAAGUCGAUCGCGGCUUCGCUGCGCGCGGCGCAUCGCGAGGAGGUGCUGGCAGCCGCCUGA
Molecule: messenger RNA, 786 nt
Organism: Emiliania huxleyi CCMP1516
Lineage: Eukaryota; Haptophyta; Isochrysidales; Noelaerhabdaceae
Exons: 4
Coding region: 1-786 (261 amino acids)
Source: RefSeq, a predicted model, not a curated record